AAAAUAUGUACAGAGUGAGUGAGCGAAGCCUCUUCUUCUCGGGCUCUCUUUCAGGUCAAACAAACAAGGUCAACAAACCAACAAAAAUACUCGUUCUGGAACUUUGCAUGCUGGCAGCCGUCUUCAAUUCUUGUGUUAUUAUUUUUAAUUCUAUCGUGAUUACUCAAUAUACGAUAUCCAAGCAGGGUCAACAAUACAACAAGACUCACAUACACAAGACGGUAUUUUAGAUCUGCCAUUCACCUCUCGGAAAUUUACAGACGCCUGUUCUGGUCGAACGGGCGGACGACAUGAGCCUGUCCCUGGUCUACCGAGCGGCAAGGGGUCUGGUACGGUCUGAACAGACGAGGCCACAGGGUGCCCGACCCAAUAGGUUCAAUGAUCUCGCAGAAGGAGGGAAGCGGCUGAACUACGCCGAGAGGCGAAAGGCCAGGGAGCAGCUGGCCAAGGAGCGACCGACUUUCAAGAUCCGCAAGGGCAAGAAGGACAUCACCGAGCACCCGGAAAAGGCCAGGCCGAAAUCACGCCAGGCCCGCUUCUAUGACCCAAACUCAUCGUUUGGCAAGAAGAGCCUAGUUUACAAGAUGCAAGCGGUAAAUCUAGGCGAGGACCUAAACGCCCGACGGCAGAAAGCCAGCGGGUCCGCAGACUCACCGUUUGAACGCACCGGGCCGCGGCCAGACUUGCCCCUGCCUCGCCGGACUGUCAAAAAUACGACACGGGGCCGGGAUAGCAAACGCGAUAGAGAUACGGGUGAUGUUGCCGACUUUGUGGCCGAACUCUCGCGGCCCGCUGGUUCCAGCACGGAUGCCCCCCGCAGAGAUGCCGCUCCUCGUCAACACCGAGACUCCCCUCCCCGGGCUAGAGAUAGCUUUAGAGGUAGGGACGCAUUUCCUCGGGAUAGAGGCGGUUUCGGGGACAGGGACGGUCCUCCCCGGGCUAGAGACAGCUUCCGAGGCAGAGAUGCAUUCCCUCGGGAUAGAGGCUCCUUUGGGGACAGAGCAGCCCCUCGCAGAGACAGGGACGCCCCUCGUGGGGACAGAGACACCCCCCGCGGAGAUGGCUUCAGAGACAGAGACACCCGCAGUGGAGACAGGGACACAUCAUUCAGGACCAGGGACUCUCCUCGCGGAGACAGAGAUACGGAUGGCGGGUUCGGAGACGUGCCCCGCCCGGAGCGAGACACCAGCUUCACACCCAGACGGGACCGCGAACCGCUCACCGUCACCUACACAACGGCGGCCUCCCAAUUCCUCUACGGCAAGUCGGUCGUCGAGGCCGCCCUGCGCUCCUCCCGGCGCCAGUUCUACCACCUCUACAUCUACGGCGGCGCCAACCGGCAAAAGCCCACCAACGACGCCCUGAUCCAAGCGCUCGCCAAGCGCAAAAACAUCCCCAUCACCAUCCUCGGCGAAGACGGCAUGCGGCUCCUCGACAAGAUGGCCAGCUCGCGCCCGCACAACGGCUUCGUCCUCGAAGCCUCGCCCCUCCCGCAACCCCCGCUCACCGCCCUGGCCCCGCUCCCAGACGACUACACCACCAACCCGCGCUGCGCCGUCACCCUGGCCCACCAAUCCGCCGAAGAAGCCGCCAUCAACGGCGCCCCCGCCACCGUCCCCACCCCGUCCCCCUCGCACAAACCCCUCAUCCUCGUCCUCGACCAGAUCCUCGACCCGGGCAACCUCGGCGCCAUCCUGCGCACGGCCAGCUUCCUCGGCGCCACCGCCGUCGGCAUCACGCGCAAGGGCUCCGCGACCCUGACCCCCGUCGCCCUGAAGGCCUCCUCGGGCGCGGCCGAAUCCCUCACCUUAUUCUCGGUCGGCGCCCUGCCCGAGUUCCUCAACGAGUCGCGCGCCAACGGCUGGGCGGUCUACGCGGCUGUUGCCGACGGGCCCUCGGGCGCGAAACAGCGCCGCCAUGUGGAUGUGCGCGAUGUGAGCGAGACGGAUCCGCUGAAGCGGGAGCCUUGUGUGCUGUUGGUGGGGAACGAGGGGGAGGGGUUGGCGAGGUUGGUGGUGAAGAAGGCGGAUUAUGAGGUGAACAUUCCGAAUCUGGCGGUGCCGGGGAGUGGGGUGGAUAGCUUGAAUGUGAAGGAGACUUUGUGGUAG
Messenger RNA from Chaetomium fimeti, 2108 nucleotides. RefSeq lists its product as uncharacterized. Gene Ontology annotation, molecular function: rRNA (guanine) methyltransferase activity; RNA binding. Gene Ontology annotation, cellular component: mitochondrion. Lineage: Eukaryota; Fungi; Ascomycota; Sordariomycetes; Sordariales; Chaetomiaceae. The record is from RefSeq and is a predicted model, not a curated record. The transcript has 3 exons. The coding region runs from base 291 to 2108 and encodes 605 amino acids. Gene Ontology annotation, biological process: rRNA methylation.